AUGGUUAAAUCUUACCAGCGUUUCGAACAGGAUUCCGUAUUUGGUGUUAUUGACUCUAACGCUAACUCCGUUUGGAUUCCACCUACGUCUACCGAAAGAUCUACCAAUCCAGGUAAAAUUAUUACCAGUGCUCUAGAAAAUAUAAACAUAUGGAACAUUAAAACUGGUGAACUGGAUAGCUUCUUAACCGAUGGUAUUCCAUUAGGUUCUAUCGAUGCUAAGUCUACCAAACCUGCAGAAGUCACAUAUUUGAAAUAUCAUAAGGACACGAAUUUGUUAGCCACUGGUUAUGCUGAUGGUGUUAUCAAAGUAUGGGAUUUGAUGUCAAAAUCUGUCUUGUUGAGUUUCAAUGGUCACAAGUCUGCUAUUACGGCAUUAGAAUUUGACGUUACUGGUACCAGGUUGAUAUCUGGUUCCAGAGAUUCUAAUAUUAUUGUAUGGGAUUUGGUUAGUGAAGUUGGUCUUUAUAAAUUGAGAUCUCAUAAAGAUAAUAUAACAGGUUUGUGGUGUAAAGAUGAAAAUUGGUUGAUUAGUACCUCUAAGGACGGUUUGAUCAAAAUCUGGGAUUUAAAGAUUCAACAAUGUGUUGAAACACAUAUCGCACAUACAGGUGAAUGUUGGAGUCUGGGUAUUCACAACGAUUUGGUUGUCACAACAGGUUCUGAUUCCCAAGUAAAAAUCUGGCAAUUAAACUUAGAAGGGAAUAAUGGUAUGAUGCUAUUGGAGAAAGGUAUUCAUGAAAAGCAAAGUAAACAAAGAGGUUUGGAUAUUCAAUUCAAGACUACCACUGAUGGUGUUACAUUCUUCUUCAUCCAAAAUGCUGACAAGACAAUUGAAGUGUUUAGAAUUAGAAAGGACGAAGAAAUUGCAAGAGCAUUGAAAAAAAGAGAAAAGAGAUUACUAGAAAAGGGAAUGGCAGAAGAAGAAAUUUCAUUAAAUAUUAAAAACUCAUAUGUUUCCUUGUUAAUGCAUCCAUUCCAAAUUGUAAGAUCAUUAUUUAAGGUGAAAUCAGCUUGUUGGACAUACACAACUCAUUCAAAGUUGGACUUGGUGGUCACAACAUCUAGUAAUACUAUCGAAUAUUAUUCCAUUCCUUAUGAAAAGAGGGAUCCAACCCAACCAGCACCAAUUAAACUACAUUCCAUAGAAUUACAAGGUCUACGAACUGAUAUUAGAGCAAUUGAUAUUAGUGAUGAUACAAAAUUGUUGGCAACAGCUUCUAAUGGUCUAUUGAAAAUUUGGAAUAUAAAAACUAAACUAUGCAUAAGGACCUUUGAAUGUGGAUUUGCAUUAACAUGUAAGUUUUUACCAGGUGGUUUAUUAGUCAUGGUUGGUACUAGAAAUGGUGAGUUACAACUAUAUGAUCUUGCUACUUCUACCCAACUGGAAAAUAUUGAAGAUGCACAUGAUGCUGCCAUCUGGUCCUUAGAUAUUACUAAUGAUGGUAAGAAACUUGUCACUGGAUCUGCUGAUAAAACAGUGAAAUUCUGGGAAUUUAAAUUAGAUCAACAGCUUAUUCCGGGGACCACAGACAAGUUUGUCAACGCAUUAAAAUUGCAUCACGAUACCACUAUGGAAUUAAAUGAUGAUAUCUUAAAUAUUAAAUUAUCUCCAGAUGAUAAAUAUUUGGCAGUUUCAUUAUUAGAUAACACAGUGAAGAUUUUCUUCAUGGAUACUAUGAAAUUUUUCUUAAGUUUAUACGGUCAUAAAUUACCUGUGUUGUCAAUUGAUAUUUCAUUUGAUUCCAAAUUAGUGAUUACAUCUUCUGCUGAUAAAAAUAUUAAGAUUUGGGGUCUGGAUUUUGGUGAUUGUCACAAAUCUCUUUUCGCACAUCAAGAUUCUAUUAUGAAUGUCAAAUUUGUUCCUGAGUCCCACAACUUCUUUAGUUGUUCCAAGGAUGGUUUAGUCAAGUAUUGGGAUGGUGAUAAGUUUGAAUGUAUUCAAAAAUUGGCUGGUCAUCAAAGUGAAGUGUGGGCUUUGGCUAUGGCAAAUGAUGCAUCGUUCGUGGUAUCGACUUCUCAUGAUCAUAGUAUUAGAGUAUGGGCUGAAACCGAAGAUGAAGUUUUCUUAGAGGAAGAAAGAGACAAAGAGAUGGAAGAACAAUAUGAAGAAACGUUAUUAAAUUCAUUAGAAGAAGGUCAUGGUGAUGCCGCCUUUAAUAAAGAUUCUGGUGAUGCUCAAGACGAUGAAUCAUCUGACGUCCACAAACAAACAAUUGAGUCCUUAAAGGCCAGUGAAAGACUGAUGGAGGCUCUUGAUCUAGGUAUAUCUGAAAUUGAAAAGAAGAAAACAUAUGAUAGGGAGAUGAAAAAAUGGAAAAAGAAGAAAGCUGGUGAAGCACCAAUUUCUCCACAGGCUAAUGCUAUAUUGUUGGCAAUAAAGAAAUCUCCAACAGAAUAUAUUAUGGAUACUUUGGUAAGAAUUAAACCUUCGCAAAUGGAAGAUGCUUUGUUAGUGUUCCCAUUUUCCUACACUUUGAAAUUUUUACAAUUUAUCGAUAUUGCAUUAGCUGAUCCUAGAUUAAGCAGUAAUCAUCUACCAUUAAUCUGUAAGAAUUUAUUCUUUGUGAUAAGAUAUAACCAAAAAGAAUUGGUGGCCCAAAAGAAUGAAACUUUGAAAUUACAAAUCACUAGAGUGAAAACACAAUUGAGAAACAAAUUACAAGAGAACGAGGACAAUUUAGGCUUCAAUGUUCAAGGUUUGAAAUUUGUGAAACAACAAUGGAACUUGAGACAUAACUUUGAGUUCGUUGAUGAGUAUGAACAAAGAAAGGAAGAAGAAAAGGGUAAGAAGAAGAGAGUCUUUGAGACUUUGGUGUAG
This is a messenger RNA of Maudiozyma barnettii, 2820 nucleotides long. RefSeq names its product snoRNA-binding rRNA-processing protein DIP2 (gene DIP2). Gene Ontology annotation, biological process: maturation of SSU-rRNA. Lineage: Eukaryota; Fungi; Ascomycota; Saccharomycetes; Saccharomycetales; Saccharomycetaceae. Gene Ontology annotation, molecular function: protein binding; snoRNA binding. The record is from RefSeq and is a predicted model, not a curated record. The transcript has a single exon. Gene Ontology annotation, cellular component: small-subunit processome; Pwp2p-containing subcomplex of 90S preribosome. The coding region runs from base 1 to 2820 and encodes 939 amino acids.